GCUUAGGGCGUAAGUGUCGAAAAUGUUGAAAAUGCACGAUGGAAGGAUAUCUAAGCGACACGCUCUUGCAUCUAGAUAGGAAAAUUGCAUUUAUUGUCGAUCGGUUUCAAGAGCUGGAUUGAACUUUGAAGAAAAAAAAAUGUCUUCAACAGUUUACGGACAGUCCCCAAAGACCACAGAGCGAAGUGAGCCGCACUGAUAAGGAACGCACUAAGCGUUGUUUGAAAUUUCGAAUGUCGAUGAAGUGCAACGAAGAACUAUCUUAUCAACGGAUUUUAUAGUUCUACGUUAAAGCCUUGAAAUGGCUGACAACCAACAGAGUAGAUUUGAAAAAUCCUUGGGGUUAUUGACUACAAAAUUUGUAACCCUGCUUCAGAAGGCUAAAGAUGGUGUUUUAGAUCUCAAGUUGGCUGCCGACAUACUUGCAGUGCGCCAGAAGAGGAGAAUAUAUGAUAUUACUAAUGUGUUAGAAGGUAUAGGCCUCAUAGAAAAGCGCAGCAAAAACAGCAUACAAUGGAAGGGGGCAGGUCCAGGAUGCAACACUCAAGAAAUGUCUGACCGUCUGUCAACUCUAAAAGGUGAAAUCACCCGAUUAGAGGAGCAUGAAAAAAUGUUAGAUACUCAUAAACAGUGGAUACAGCAAAGCAUAUUAAAUAUUCUGGAAGAUGGAGAUAAUAAUAGGCUGGCAUAUCUUACUUACCAAGAUAUCAGAGGCUGUUUUGACGAUGAAACUAUCUUAGCUGUCCAGGCGCCUAAUGGAACUCCUCUGCAGGUUCCUGUUGUUGAUCUGAAUGCUCCAAAGCCUAAGUAUCAAAUUCAUAUAAAAUCAACAUCUACUCCAAUCUACGUCAUGCUGGUGGAUUCUGAUGAACACGUCAUUGGUUCAGCAGCAUUACCUCUUAAAGAACUGAAAAAUUCAGCCAAAGAAGACUCUACUCAGGUGUCAGUAAAAUUAGAAAAGAAAGAACUUCAAACUAAAGAAUCCAAAAAGAAUACAUCAGAAUCGGAUUUCAAAAAAUCUCCGACAAGAAGUCCUAGCAGUAGUCCUGAUUUGAAGAGAAAGCUUGCAGCACUUGUAGAGCCACCAGCAACUAGGUCAAAAUCUGGUAUCAAGGGGUCCCCUACCAAAAAGAUGGCUGAAGCUAUGCAAAGUCCUGUUCGUGGUGGUUUGUCUAAGAGAGGUCGCUCUAGUAUGAGUAGACCUGCAAAGCAGCCACGUUUAGAUGAUGAAUCUGAUUGUAAGGAGAGGGAAGAAAAUGAAACUACUGAGCCUGAAAGUGACAACCCUGUUGACCCUGAUGUUGACUCAGAUAGUGAAGUGACAGAGCUUGAUGCAGAAGUUAUUUUGAGAGAUCUUGGUUCAAGAGAUUUAUUAUUUGGAGCCGAAAAUGGACUUUCAGAGGAUACCUUUGACAUUUACGGACCACUCCUAAGACUAAGCCCACCACCUUGUGAAAAAGAUUACUUGUUUAAUUUGGGAGAGGGAGAAGGUGUGUGUGACCUAUUCGAUGUACAAAUGCUGUCAUUGUAGAUGGAAGCUCAGAAAUACAAAUACCAAUAUUUGAAAUCGUGGGUUGUUAUAGGAUACAGUGCCUAAUUUCCAGGCAUAGAUAUCUUCCUCACUGGUGGAAAAGUAAUCUUGAAACUAAUUAGUUUAGUUUGUUCCAUCUCAAUGCUAGACACUUACUUUAUUAAAUUAAUAGUACAAAUAUUUCAUCAGACUUUUUGAAUUUAUGGUACUCUGUUAUUUUAUUGUUUUGAUUUUGAUUCUUCAGUUUGUAUAUUUGUGUCUUGUCUGUAGUCCUAUUGUGCUUGUUCAAGCGGGUUUCUCUGUCCCCCUUGAGCAUAUUCAUGGCAAAAUUGUAUUUUUAGGUUAUUUGUGGGCCUCCUUUCUUGAAAGUAUCCAUUCAGCUUCUGGCACCAAAUUGUUAACAAUACCCUCACUAUGCUUACCUGUGCACUAUAAUAGUGGUGACUAUGGUAUUCAUUUUCUUACUACUUUCUUUUUUUUUAUAUGAGUGUAACUUUUUUUUGUAUGCCCCUCCAGAGUUUUUUUUUCUUUAUCACCUGUAAUUGUUUUCUUCUGUAACAGUUCAUUCUCAUGUUUAGUUUUGUUAUUGCUGGGGACAGUUGGGCCAAACACUCUACUAUUGGCAUCUUUAUUAUUUUGUUCUGAGAAUUUUUGCACACAUUGAAUUUUUUGCUCUGUGCCUUUGUUUUCUAUCUUUUUUUCUAUCAAUUUGUAAAUCCAUCAAAUUAAUAUAAACUUUUACUAAGCUUUCUGAAAAAAAUCUUGAGUUGUAUGGUUACUCAUUUGAAAAUUUUCUGGAAUGCACAUAAAAUGAGACACUGACUGUUUUGUUUCACAAAAUUCUUGCGCAGAUGGAACUUUUAUGAUGAAUUUGUGUUAUUCCACUUGUAUCUACUUUUGUGUGGCUUUCUGUUUUUGUUAAACAUAUUUUUUUUUGUAAAAGAUUAGUGUUUCACUUUGUUUGUAACACAACUUACAUUUUUAGGUUACCAUGCUUAAAUUAAGCAGUAACACUAAAUCAGUUUUCUUCAGUGAACCGGUUCUGAUGUUAACUCCAUACUUAUUUCCACGUUACCUUUGUCAUGGUUGCUUAAAUUUUGUUAUGUAACUGGCUUGCUUCUUAUCAUUUUCACAUGUGCGUGCACCUUGCCAAACACUGUGGUCAUGUUUUCCAGUCAAUAUAUAAAAGACCGUGAACAGCUUG
Thrips palmi is the source of this 2735-nucleotide messenger RNA. RefSeq names its product transcription factor E2F5-like. The record is from RefSeq and is a predicted model, not a curated record. The transcript has 10 exons. Gene Ontology annotation, biological process: regulation of transcription by RNA polymerase II. Gene Ontology annotation, cellular component: RNA polymerase II transcription regulator complex. Gene Ontology annotation, molecular function: DNA-binding transcription factor activity, RNA polymerase II-specific; protein dimerization activity; RNA polymerase II cis-regulatory region sequence-specific DNA binding. Lineage: Eukaryota; Metazoa; Arthropoda; Insecta; Thysanoptera; Thripidae. The coding region runs from base 302 to 1531 and encodes 409 amino acids.